Messenger RNA from Erigeron canadensis, 1134 nucleotides. RefSeq lists its product as uncharacterized. The record is from RefSeq and is a predicted model, not a curated record. NCBI's taxonomy places the organism in Eukaryota, Viridiplantae, Streptophyta, Magnoliopsida, Asterales, Asteraceae. The transcript has a single exon. Bases 401 to 1078 code for a protein of 225 amino acids.
UAUUGCAAAAAGAAAGUGUCAUUUCUUAUGUUAUGAUUUGCGUCAGAAUUGAUGUAUGCAUCUUUGUUAUACAUGCCUUGUAUUUUCUACGUCAAGUGAGAAACUGCACUCGAGUCGAUUUUUUAUGUACAUCACUAAAAAAGAUAAUGGUCCGAAUAGAAAUACUCUCAGCGAAACAAAAACACAAAGCAAAAGGUAAAGGUAAAAGGUAGUAACUAACAAAUUGAUUAUGUUGGGAGUAAAAUUUGUGUUUUCUAGUGAAAUACGUAAUCCCAAACACGUGGAUGGAUGAUCCAUUCAAUCCGCUCCCGGCCCGUGAUAAUUGUUAAACCUGUCAUAACGAUCAAACUUCCUUUUUUACCACCCCAAUACCAACACACAACCAAACACCCCAAAAAUCAUGGACAACAAAAUUACUACUGCGACGAUUUUCAACUUUUUUACCCUACUAAUAAUUACGGUCUCUGCCGCUCGUCCCACCAUCAACACUCCGGUGACAAAACCGAGCACGAUCCGUGAACCUGAAACUUUCACCGGUUCUCACAUUCUCCUCCCCGGGCACAACGUCACAUCACAGUCCAAUGCAACUACCUCCACCUUCCCGGUCAAUAGCCACCAUGUUCAACCGGAAAACACAACGAGUGAUAUGACGCCACGUAUGAAUUUCACCAAAUUUCAUUCGAUUAACCGUCACUACAACGAGAAACCGCAUCGUCGGCCAUAUCAGGUAGGAAGACCCAAGCGACCGUGUCGGAAACACUCGCAGUACCAGGUUGAUCGGACCAAAAUUCCCAGCCGAAAUAACGAGAGAAUUGGAAAAUAUGAAGAUACGAGAUCGAAAAGCAUUCAUGCUGAAGUUCCAACGAAUUGGUUGAAGAUGAAGCAUUAUCACGCCUCUCUUGCCCACCGAAAUCAUAACAACCAACAGAAAGGUAGCGAGAAUGUGAUCAAGACGAAACAUGUAUUUGAUAGGGAGAAAUUGAAGAAUUUGAUUCGUGAAAAGGAUCGGAAAAGAAGAGAGGAAGAGAAUGGGUUAAUGAAGAACAUUCGCAAGUUUAUGAAACACACCUUCGAUUGAUGAAUUUGGGCGGGUUGAUUGAUACUCUAUGCAAAUAAUCUGUGCUAUAUACACAU